CUCCUUGGUUAACCUGCCCCUGCUCUCCUCCUCCCCAUUGUUCCUCCCUCUUCCUUCCUCCUUCCUCCUGCGUCUUUCCUUCCUCCUGCUACUUGCUUCUUGCGCUUCCCUCUAGCUCGGAGUCCUCCUUGUAUCUUGUAGUCACCUCCUUUGCUGCAAUUGAGUUCAACCUUCGCUCUUCUCGAUCCUGCCCUCCUUCAGUCUCCCAUUCAAGUUCUCGAACGAAAGCACAGGCUCAUUCAAACGACAUUGACCGAGAGGACUAGUUGAGAGUCCGUCGUUUGUGAAACAGAUCCAAUCCUCUCAUCGCAGAAUCUUGAUUUCUGCGGACUUUUGAUGUACAUCAUCGAAAGUCAAACUACCAACAGGAAAAGAACCUGGAGUUGGGCGCAGCAGGAUACCGAUGCUGCGUGGACUGUAGGGAGUGGAGCCUCAUCACAUGUUCUAGAGUUGCCCUGCAUGCCGACAGAAGACAGCGAGCCGGCGGUUUCUCUCGAUUCGUACAGCUCGAAUCACGCUACUGUUUGCGUGAGGUUCGAGAUCGAGGCAGCGGAGGAGGAGACUGAGCGCAGUGUGAACUUCUCCUCCAGCGACUCGAGUGACAGCCUCAAGAGCCAACUUGCAAAGCUUGAUACCAUCUCUUCUUACAUCAAGCACAACAGCACGGUUAUGCAGAAAGUUGUAUAUGACAAAAAGCGCAGAAUAUGUAUGCAAGAAGCGGGAUGGGAGGACGACUCCUGUUUCAGUGUAGGGCCUGGCUGUCCCCUAUGAUGAGUUACUUCAUGUUUGUUGUAUAUAAAGCCAUCAUGUAGAU
This is a messenger RNA of Guillardia theta CCMP2712, 814 nucleotides long. RefSeq lists its product as hypothetical. The record is from RefSeq and is a predicted model, not a curated record. The coding region runs from base 337 to 771 and encodes 144 amino acids. The transcript has a single exon. NCBI's taxonomy places the organism in Eukaryota, Cryptophyceae, Pyrenomonadales, Geminigeraceae.